Triplophysa dalaica is the source of this 3701-nucleotide messenger RNA. It is a transcript of the gene ccar2, whose product is annotated as cell cycle and apoptosis regulator 2. Gene Ontology annotation, molecular function: RNA polymerase II complex binding. The record is from RefSeq and is a predicted model, not a curated record. Gene Ontology annotation, biological process: regulation of DNA-templated transcription; RNA splicing. Bases 257 to 2659 code for a protein of 800 amino acids. The transcript has 19 exons. Gene Ontology annotation, cellular component: nucleus; DBIRD complex. NCBI's taxonomy places the organism in Eukaryota, Metazoa, Chordata, Actinopteri, Cypriniformes, Nemacheilidae.
AAUAUAUGAAUAAAGAUACUACGUUUUUUAAUUUUUGUACGGUAUCAAAUAUCGUAUUUAUAAUCGCAUGCAUUUUGAAGCGUUUUAGCGCUGUGGCUGUAGUAACGACAAAUGACCGCGGGAGUCGCUGUUGCACCGAACGCCCUCUGAUGAACUGACACAAGACAAACAAAAGCGUCAGUGUGGAAGAAAACCACAGCGGAUACAAAAUACAAAAUACUUUUUUGUGCAUGCAAAGGAGAAAGGAAAAUCUGAUAUGGAGACUCAGAUGCGGCAGCGGGUUUUUACCGGGGUGGUCACUCAGAUGCAGGAGCAUCAUGGGAUUGUUGAUCAGGAGGUUCAUUUCCCAGUGAGUGUUGUGGUGGGUCGCGUCCCGGUGGUGGGGGAAAAGGUCCUGGUAAAGGCAGUUCAGGACCCCUUGAAAUCCAUAAACUGGAUGGCUCAGAGGGUCCAGACCCUCAACGGACAGCCCUUUAAAUCUCCUCCUCCACUGCUGCCGUCCAUGUCUACAAACACGAAGCCUGGAAUUUUAGGAAAUAAACCACAACCACUGUUGAAAUCUCCUAAGAUCCCACCACUGAUUCCCAGCAUGCAGCCAAAUCCAGGUGGUAUGAUCCAGAUGCCCCAUCAUCAGCAGAUGCCGUGGAACGGUCCAUUUGAAGGUUGGGGCGGGGGGAGAAAGAGACAUUUAGAGGUCAUGGGUGGACGGAGAGGUGGACGCUGGGAGGACAGCAGCGGAGGUUCGUGGGGAGGAGACCCCGUCCACCAAAAGAGGAAAAGAUGGAGGGCCGUCUCAGAGGAUGAAGUGCCAAAAAAGAGCGCGUCGAUAAACAUACACAGCAGGCCUCUCUUCUCCUGCUUCUCCAGGGACACCCAAUCCUGUGACCCUCUGGAGCUGCAGCGGAGGUACCCACACCUGCAGAGGCCCUCAGACCUCUUCCACCUUCAGUUGUCCUGGACCGAGAGUUUCCCUCCCAACCAUCCUCUGCGUCUGAGGGGUCCGUGUCUGUUUCACGCGGGGUCACACAAGCCUGAGACUGCAGCAACUGUCAGCGAGUCCACAGAUUCCACAUUCACCGUGAGGGUUCUGUUACUUUCAACGCCGUGUCUUGAGGACUUUUAUUCACUGUGUUGUAAUCUCUCAAAGGACGGUCAGAGGCAGAAGGAUGCUGUUCACCCCACAACACUGUUUAAGUUUAUGGUGAUAGACAUCGGAGGGGAACUUCAUCUCCCGGGGGGUUCCUGGUCAUCCAGUACUGAUGGAGCAGAGCCUGUGAAGGACAGUCAGACUCUGAUCAACACUGCCGUCCGUUGUGUGAAGCAUCAGACAGACGUGGACCUCUCAGCCUGCACACAGUGGCAUCGGAUGGCUGAGCUCAAAUAUCUGUCUGAAGGAAAAACAGAGACGGUCGUGGUGUUUUUGCCAGAUGUGUGGAGUCUGAUACCAACAGAGACAGAGUGGACACAUUUACGGCAUGAACAGCAGAAUGCUGAAUCGACACCUCCCGAGGUUCCGUCUUUGGUUUUUAAUCCAGCUGCUGGUGUGAAUCUGUCUGUCGUGUGUCUGUCAUCACUGUUGGAAUUGCAAAGCACUCAGACGAGAGACAGCUGUGAGGUGAGUCUAAUGGCGGAGAUGUUCAGCGAGAUGCUGCAGAGGGAUUUUGGUCUUCAGCUGUAUCAGUGUCUCUGCAGUCUGCCGCAGGGUCCUAGUGUCUCCCCCUCCUGCCACAAAGAAGACAACAGCACGUCUGUGGAGGACAAGGCAGAAAAAACUGAACAGCAGCUUGCGAAAAAGAAAGCAACUGAUGCUAUAAAGAGGAGAGUUAAAGAGACUGAUGAGCAGGAAGACACAGAUGGGAUUUCAGCGAAGGAGAAGACUGAGCCAGCUGAGAAACCAUUGGAUCAUGUGAAAGAGAGUCAAACUCAAACUGGAGGAGGAGACGCUCAGAGCAGCAUGACAUCGGACAAUCAGACGUCUAAAGACAACGAACGUCCACCAGGUUGGACCGCUGAACUUCCUCGUAAAGUUCUUUUGUCAUGGACGUUCUUUGACCGGCAGCUGACAGGAAGUGUCAGAGAGCAAGACCUCCUCAACAUCCUGCUCUCUCUUGGCCUGUGUAUCAGUCCUGCUCAGGCGCUAGAUCUGGUCAGGAAGACAACGGUCAACGGAAUUUGUGUCUACAGAAACCUGUGCAGUCGCUGGACAGACACUGAUCACGCAGAUGAUGUCAUCAUUGCUGAAGGGAAUAAAGCGCUGUUGCCCGUACAGCCCGGCAAAGAGAAAGCCUCCGCCCGCCGCUCUUCUCCCAAUCAUAAAACGGAUGUAGUGAACUACAAAGGGAACGUCAUCAACAUACCGAAUCUGCUGCGGAGCUUGGAGAGCAGCAGAACAGCCCAACAUGAACUAGAGAAACAGAUCGCCGCGUUACAGUCCAGACUGGAGGCAGCAGAGGCGAUAGACUCCUCUAGUCAGCAGGAUAUGAGCCAACAUGAAGAGCUGAAGAGGAAUUUACAGAAAGCCGAGACGCUUAACAAAACAUACGAGAGGAGUUUGAGAGAGAAUACGAGCAAGAUGAUGUCUGUCAUUGAGAAGAUGCAGAAAAUGGUUGAACAGACAGCAGCCCUCACAGAUGCAGAGGAUGUCAAAGAAAAGAUGUAGAAACUGGAAAACGGCUUCAAUUGCAAUGCAAUCGUGUUUGGAUCAAUGAGAAGACAUGUGAAAUAAAUGAACGUGUGUAGUGUCUCUUUUUGUUUAUUCGCUUGAAGAAAAAUAUCAGGUUGUUAAUGUUUUCCUUCACAUUGAUAUCCAAAUUAGACCCUAAAGUUUCAUCGUGAGGUGUGAACAUUAAUUUUUUUUUGAAAGCAUAGUGCUUUGAUUGUUUAUUUUAGAUGCCCCUGCAUUGACACAAAAUGUGGGAUUUUAUUCAAAAUGAUUUGGCUUUAUUUAUUUAGAUGUAUUUACAUGCAUUGUGUUUUAUUUUGUUAAUAUGGCAGGCUUGGCAGCUAUGAAAAUGUGAUCCUCCACUAAACUGACAAUCUCAUAAAUAGAAAUAGUAUGUAGGAAAUGCUUCCUGUAAAUGCACCCGCGGUCACGUCCAAAAUUGAUUCUAGAUAUAAAACUAAGCAUAUUAAAUAUCAACUUGUGUAGCUUUAUAAGAAAGCCGGUCCUCUUAUUGAGCGUUAAGAACAGUUUUUUUUUUAAAGAGAAAUACUUUUAGAAGCUUUCCAGUUUGUAUAGUAUAGUAUUAAGUCUAGACUAAACUAUACUCAUGCAGAAGUUCAUAUUUCAUGAAAUACUGUCUGAAAUGUAAGCAGUUUGAUGCAGAGCUCCGCCCAAAACUGUUUUUAGUGUGCUGCAGUUGUCAGUAGGCUUUCAAAUAGUAAGAUGUUAUUGGUAAAACUAUUAAAUGUUACUGUCUUUUCCUCAGGGACUAUUUAUGUUUUUUAUUUGCCUGUUUCUGAAGAAUUGAAUAAGAUUUAGCUGUCUUCCAGGAUCUAAACAAACUCGUAAACAAAUAAGUGUUAAAUGAGUCGACAACACAGAUUAUUUCCCAUGUUUUAUUAUUUUAUUUUUAUCCAAUAGAAAUGUCACAUUUACAUGGUACAAGUCUGAAAAUGUAUUUGUCACACUUAUAAUCGGUCCCAAUAGAAAUAAAAAAGUGUACUAAAAUGUUAGUAAUAAUAAAGGUGCUUCUGUCUGU